Messenger RNA from Myripristis murdjan (pinecone soldierfish), 1773 nucleotides. It is a transcript of the gene angptl3, whose product is annotated as angiopoietin-like 3. Gene Ontology annotation, biological process: phospholipid homeostasis; cholesterol homeostasis; phospholipid catabolic process. The transcript is spliced from 7 exons. The coding region runs from base 107 to 1531 and encodes 474 amino acids. Lineage: Eukaryota; Metazoa; Chordata; Actinopteri; Holocentriformes; Holocentridae. The record is from RefSeq and is a predicted model, not a curated record.
UGGGAAAGGAGUCAAGGGAGGCUUGCACACAGCGUCAGAGAGUGACAGCAGUAACAGUUUGUUAGAAAAAUCUUCCUGUUCCACACAAAGACUGGACAAACGAACCAUGAUGAAGCUGUUGUGCCUGCUGCUGCUGGUGGCCAGUCUCGAAGCUACUCUCCCUACUCUGGACACCUCUGACAAAGAAGAAUACCCAACCCUGCCCUCACAGGUCCUGACACAGACACCAACCCCAACAGAGGCCAAAUCCCGCUUUGCCAUGCUGGACGACGUUCGCCUUCUGGCAAACGGCCUCCUCCAGUUAGGCCAGAGUCUGCGGGAGUUCGUCCACAAAACCAAGGCCCAAAUCAAUGACAUCUUUCAGAAGCUGAAUAUCUUUGACCGCUCCUUUUACCAACUCUCAGUGGUCACCUCGGAAAUUAAGGAGGAAGAGGAGGAGCUAAAGAAGACCACCAAUUUCCUGAAGACCAACAAUGAGGAGAUCAAGAACCUAUCGCUGGAGAUAAAUUCCAAGAUUAACAACAUCCUGCAGGAGCGCAGCCAGCUUCAGACUAAAGUGGGAAGUCUGGAGGAUAGACUGAAGGGGCUAUCACAAAGCAUCGUCCCUGCAGACCAGCUGAUUGAAAUCAGAUCGCUCAAGGAGGUGAUUGAGGCUCAGGAGAGAACAAUCUCUGAUCUGCUGAAAGCUGUGAGGGAGCAGCAUGAUCAGCUCGACCACCAGAAAACCAAGAUUAAAAGCCUGGAGGAAAAGCUUAGCUAUGAAACUUUUCAAGACACAAUUGUUAAGGCGGUUGAUUCAGAUCCAGUGGAACCUGAUAUGUUUGAAUAUCUGACAGAAAACUCAACUAGCCUGGAGACAAAUGAUUUCCCCACGGAUUGCAGUGAGUUGUUUGACAGAGGAGAGAAAAACAGUGGAGUCUACACUAUCAAGCCAAACCAAUCGGAGCCAUUCAGUGUUUACUGUGAAAUGGGUUCAGAUGAGGGCUUGACCAUCAUUCAAAACAGAAAUGAUGGCUCUGUGGAUUUUGACCAGACAUGGGAAAAGUAUGAGAAAGGCUUUGGAAAUCUGGAAAAGGAGUUCUGGUUGGGCUUGAAGAAGAUUCAUAGCUUGGCAGGGCAGGGAGCCUACAUCCUACGUGUCGAUCUGGCUGACUGGAAGGAGGAGAAGCACUGGGCUGAAUACCAGUUCUCACUGGGAAGUCCCUCCACCCACUACACCCUCCAUCUCAGCUACAUCUCGGGUGACCUGCCUGAUGCCAUGGCCAACAGCACCGGCAUAAGCUUCUCUACAAAGGACAGAGUCAGUGACAACCAGCGCAACUCCAACUGUGCUCGCAACUACACAGGUGGUUGGUGGUUUAGUGCCUGUGGGGAGACCAACUUGAACGGAAGGUACCUGUGGCUGAGAGCAAAGGGACGCUCACUGAGGAGGAAAGGAGUUCACUGGAAGUCAGGCUCAGGGACCUCCUAUUACCUCAAAACAACUAAGAUCUCCAUACGAUCAGCUACUGCUACUGAUAACAUAAACUGAAUCCCGCAAUGAUUCCUACCUUCAUUCAUAACAUAAAAGCUUUUUUCACAUACACAAAUUAUAUAUAUUGCUCAGCCUAAAGUUGCAUUGAAUGGUAAUCUAUAGCAUGAAACUACUUAAUCCAGGCAUACUCCAUGUCUAUAACAACAGUAGCUUAGCCACCACUGUAACAUUAGGCUGACUGCUUCCACCCUUCUUCCAUACAUCAUUCUGUCAGAGGCUACAAGCCAAAAACAUUAUCU